AUGGCUCCACAGAAAAUAAGAUUGUAUAACGACGAUUAUAUAAAGUUUGGUUUCACGUUCAUUCAAAAGGAUGGUAUCCAAAUGCCACAGUGUGUUAUUUGUCACGUUGUGUUAAGUAACGAUGCUCUCCGAACAAGACAACUAGAACGACAUUUAACCACAGCUCAUCCGAUGCUAAAAGAAAAACCUAAAGAGUUUUUUGUUGCUAAAAAAAAUUCUUUAAAUAAAAUGAAACUUGACAGAACCGGAGAAUUUCAACAGAAUAAUGAAAAAAUUAUUGAAACUUCAUAUCACAUCGCCUUUAUGGUGGCUCAGCAAAAGAAACCACAUACAUUGGGUGAAACAUUAACAGUGGCGCAGGAACUAUUUUUCAUAAGGGGGGGCAAAACAUAA
Messenger RNA from Myzus persicae (green peach aphid), 393 nucleotides. RefSeq names its product zinc finger BED domain-containing protein 5-like. The record is from RefSeq and is a predicted model, not a curated record. Gene Ontology annotation, molecular function: DNA binding. Bases 1 to 393 code for a protein of 130 amino acids. The transcript has a single exon. NCBI's taxonomy places the organism in Eukaryota, Metazoa, Arthropoda, Insecta, Hemiptera, Aphididae.